Sitodiplosis mosellana (orange wheat blossom midge) is the source of this 4003-nucleotide messenger RNA. RefSeq lists its product as uncharacterized. The record is from RefSeq and is a predicted model, not a curated record. Bases 1007 to 3820 code for a protein of 937 amino acids. Lineage: Eukaryota; Metazoa; Arthropoda; Insecta; Diptera; Cecidomyiidae. Gene Ontology annotation, cellular component: NSL complex. Gene Ontology annotation, biological process: positive regulation of transcription by RNA polymerase II. The transcript is spliced from 7 exons.
UUUCAUUUUGCUCAUUUCUUCAAAUGCUUUGGACAGCACAUUUUUGUCGGUGCGGAAAAAAUGUAAACAGGGUCUCCACGCUAUACAAAAUGCUACGCAUGUCACAGUUAUUCGCUCUGUCAGUUUUCUGUUCAGUUGAGAUCCACGGCGUUCAAUAUUCGUGCGGUGUGUGUUCACAUGGCACACGUUUUUUUUUUCUUCUUCUUUUCAAUGGAUUUUACGCAAUAGUUUUUGAGUAUACGGUGAUACGUAGUGAGACUCGCACAACAUAGAACCUUACACAUGUGUAUGCGAAACGUUAUAGUGAUAUAUAUGUGCAGAGUACGCGAGCGGCGACAUAAGGCAAUAGCAGCAGCGGCAGUACUGCCAUACGGAGUGAGUUUUUUUUUUGGUUUGAAGAGACGGAAUAUUGUUCGCAUCUCUCUGAGGGCAAUACAGUCACGUCGUUUGUGUUUUAUCGCAUCAAUUCACGUGUAGUCUUCGAGAACGAGAAACGCACAAUAUCACUGGUGCCCACAAACAAUCAAACAUAAUGUGACACAAAGAAAAGGAAAGUGAAGUGUAUGAAUUUCGAUUUUUGAAAAUUUCCUUGCAUGCAAAAAACCGAAAGCCGAACAGAGUAUCCACGAAACCAAAUAUUCAUUGUGUGUAGAAUAAAAUAAUCGAAAUUGGAAGGCAUGGCGAAAUGCUGAUGUUUUGUUGCGCAAUGUUUGGUCGUGUUAACAUUUGAAAUCGUGUUUUUUUUGUUGUUCAAAAAAUAAUUGUGCAAAACGAGAAGGAAAACAACUGCAAAUUUGUGAUGUUAAUUAACAUUUGUCCAAUUGACGAGGAAGUGAAAAUAAUUUUGGACGAAUUUCGUUUUUUGCGUGACGAUGCAUUACCACUUUUCUGAUUAAUUCGAGAAACAGCGGCUUUAUUCGGUAAUGACGAACAUUUAUUGAAAAUAAUUGUGACAAGCGACAAAAUUUACAAGAAAAAAGCAGAAAAAAUAGCAAACACAACAAAAAUGGUGAACAUGCCGUUAAAUGUGUCGGCAUUUCCAAUGGAUGAACUCGGUUUGGAAACUGACAUCAAUCAGAAUAUCAAUCAGGAAUACUACGAAUGGCUACUGAAACAGCAUAACUACUUUCCGGAUUGUGCAUUUCACAAGGAAAAAUUUGAAGAUACAAUCAAAAUGGAGCAUAGUUAUACGAGAGAUUGGAAGCCAUCGGCAAAUUGUGAAGUCAUGGCAACUCGUACCAUUUUGGUUGAACGACCACCACUCUGUCCGUCUUGCCAUCAACUACCCCCGAAUCACGAUGAAAAAGUUGAUACACCGGAAGCAUACAACAUACCAAUCCCACCAUACAAUGAGGAGGCGGGGCGACGAGCACUUAAUGCCACCGAAGACAUGAUCAAAUUUUGUCACAAUCGUAACUCGGACAACGAUGACUGGACACAGAGCAUACAAAAGCACAAUUGGACAGAACAACAACUGGAUUUGUUUGAACGCGUUGAACGCAUUUUGGAUAUGGAUCAAUUGGGACGAUUGGCCGUGUCUGGUUUAUCAAAUGAGUGCCUCCGUCGAAAUGCAAUUAUUGAAAAAUCCGUGUCACGAAUGCGAGCUGCACUGGCAGCUGUGCAUUGGGAACCACGGUUGACAUCAUGGCUUCAUGGUUUGCUUAUGACAACACUACCACCAAAAUACAUGGUCAGCUAUAUUGACAUUCUGCAAACGCUUAAACGCAAAAUACCCACAUUAGUUGAUAAGAUGCUUUACCACAAACCAAUCGAAAUGCAUAAGGAUUAUAUGAGUGCAAUCAUGAAACGAGCAUGGGAACCAACGAUGGUUCCAAAAACACGUACACUUCCUAGUAAUCCCGUUAUUAUUGUUGUGUCGUCGACCAUUUGCGCAGCUAAUACUUCGUCACGGGAAAAACGAUGGCUCGAACUACUUGGAACACUUACUGCGGUUGAAACAAUUACGGUGAAUUUACAGGCCAUUGACCCCCAAAAGCCCAUCGAACAAGUGACAGAGCAUUUGGUUGCAAUGACCCGUGCCAAAAUUCAAGAGGUUCGCAAUCAAACACCAAACCGGCAUGUUAUUUUGGCCGGAUUCAAUGCGGGCGCAGCCAUUGCAUUGCAAGUGGCACUGGUCGAAUCGGUCAAUUCGAUCGUUUGUUUAGGCUUUGCAUUUAACACAUUGCACGGUGUACGUGGAAUGCCAGACGAUAAAGCCCUUGAACUAACCACACCGAUUUUGUUUGUCAUCGGUCAAAAUGCACAAAGAUCUAGUCAAGAGGAAAUUGAAUCGUUGCGCGAAAAAAUGUCCGCUCAAACAUUGCUGGUGAUCGUUGGUUCAUCGGAUGAUUCGUUGCGAGUAAAAAGGCUAAACCGUUCCAUGGAAGGUGUUUCACAAUCAAUGAUCGAUAACAUGAUUAUGGAUGAAAUUCAAGAGUUUGCCACGAGUUGUAUAUUGAAUCCACCUGGGCCACGGAAGCUUAAGCAAUUGAAUGGAUGUCGAAAAGUGACAAAACAACGUGCGACACAUCUUGAACAUGGUCCCACGGCGAAACGUGCACGAUUGAAUGGAAAUCAAAGAGCCAAGCUGCUCGGCAGACCGCCAAUAAUCAAAACCAAAAAUGGAAUACAAAAUGGAAAUUCACAAACCAAUGAAACGGAUGAUGAUGAAUCAUUGCAAUUGGCCUUCAAAAGUGUUUUACCCACGGAUAUUGUGCAAAAUGAUGAUGUUGUCGAAGACAAAUCAAAUGGAACGCAUGAUGUGCGUACGACGCCGAAUGGUUCGCCGAGCAUAAAACAAAAAGUGAAAUAUAUUCCACCGAAUCAAUUUUUGCACAUCAAACCGCCGCCCUUGAACACACAGAAAAUUUACGUGAAACAACAGAAUGGUAACCAAUCGUACACACUUGGUGUGAAAAAUAUCGGCACAACUGACGUGUCGCCAACACCGGUUGUGCACAAUAAAUUGGUCAGCCCGAAAAACAAAGAACAAACCACAUCAUUAGCAUCAUCAUCACCGCAGAAAAAAACCAAUGUAGAAUAUUCAAAUGGUCAAGACAGGUCCAUCAAGGAUAUCGACAUUUUUGAUAUUCCCAUUUUGUUUGCCGACAAAGAUGGCAACAUCAUUGAUGAAAAUCAUACCGGCAACAGCGACACACCAAAGACUUCCACAACGACAAUCAACUCCAUUGAUGUUAUCUCCGAAGAAAUUGUCAAUGACACAAUCAUUGAAGAUGAAUCAAUGGCUGAACCAAAAGAUAGUGACCAAACGGGUGAAGAAAUGGAUAUUGAAAAACCUACGACGCCACCGCAGCCACCAAAGCCAUUGACGCGAAGUGGCAAUUUCGUGGUGUUGAACAAACACAAUAUGAGCCAAUUCAAAAAGGUCAAGUGUAUUCCAGCUUCAAAAAUACGGAAAGUCGUUUUUCCACGUGGAAACAUUCGUUGUUUCAAUGCAUCGGGACGAUUGUCUUCGAUCGAUUCCAAGCCACGCUUCUUGACCAAUGCGAAAACGGGUGUACCGAAAUUUCAGAAUUUCACACGUCUCUUGGCGCUGCAACACAAUCAACAAUCGCAUACAAAUGGCGAAUCGAAAAGCGGACCCAAAGCUGAAGUGAAUGGCCGAACGUCACCACCACCGAAAAGUGGAAUUCUCAUCAAGCGAAAUCACAUGAAAAACAUCACCGUUCGCAAAGUGAAUGUCGUGCAAUCGAGCGCAAAAAAAGGAAAUGCAGUUUUAAAUGGUUCCAUCGAUUCGACGGUGAAAAAUAAUAUCAAAGAUAAUUCGAUCGCCAGUCUGGUCGCAGACCUUGAAGAUUGAAUCAUUUUCACGUACUUUUUGAUUUAAUUAGUUCUAGUAGACUGUAGAGAAACUACGUUUAACUAAAGCAAUCUUCUUUUUUCGUCUUUUUUUCGUUUCUUUUUGAAUGAAAUUUGAAUUAAGAACCUAAACCUAUUAUAUCAUUAUUGAAAAAUAAAACAAAACCAUAUUUUUCCAAACUAA